CGACUCAAAAUUGCAUCUUCUUAAAUACGGUAAUUCUCCAACUACUGCAAUCAGUAGGGAAUUCUAAUUUCGCGAACACGCGGUUCUUUCUUGUUAGAAGGUAUUUGAAGAAUUAAAAGCUUUUUAGCCUUUCGGAUAAUUGCUUUUAUUUUUCUCAUUUUUUACUGUUCGGCUCUUUAUUUUUUUUUUUUUUUUCCAUUAUUUAGUUUUUUCCCUCUCUUUUUUUUUCUUUAGACGGUUCCCCUUUCCAUUCUUUUUUAAUUAGAUUGCUCAUAUAGCAACGGGUUUUACUGGGAAUAGAGUUCAUUGGACAAAUCGGUUUGCUCAAAUCCUACAUUCGUUACUAAUCCUUUUUUUUUGUAUUCGCCGAACGAAUACUUUUAAAGUCAAUUCCUGGCCUAUUGUCUUGUUCACUUACUAAAAACUACUUUGGACUUCAAUUACUCUCACAAUUUGUUUGAGUGAUACGUACCUCGACCGAAAAAUGUCUGUUUUAAAAAAUGUUUUCGUUUUAGGCAUGCUUAUGGCUUCCGCCUUAGGCUGUUAUGCUGCAGACCCAGCUGAACUUGUUGCUUUGGGAAUUACAGAAAAAAAAGGUUUGAUUCGAAGCUUUGUGUUUGCCAUUAGUAUGAUUUUUGGCUGCGAAUUGGGUGAUAAAACAUUCAUUGUCGCUGCCUUGCUCGCCAUGGAAAACUCGCGUGUCACCGUUUUCUUAGCAUCUUACGGUGCAUUGGCCCUCAUGACCCUUUUGGGCUGUGUCAUUGGUUCCGCUGUUCCCUAUUUAAUUAACAAACAAUUCACCGACAUUAUUGGUGCCUGCCUCUUCUUGCUGUUCGGGUACAAAAUGAUCCAAGAAGCUCGCGAAGUAGGCGAGGGUAAUGCCAUGGAGGAAGAAUUCUUGCAUGUCAGCAACGAAAUCCGAGCAACCGAUUCUCUUCCUGAGCGUUUGGAAGCAGGUGCGAACGGUGCAACGAAGACACCUAAGCAAACAUUGCUCAUUCGAGUCCGUGAGGGAUUCAGCAAUCUCACCACCUUUUUGUUGUCUCCCACAUUCGUCAAGGCUUUCUCUCUAACUUUUGUUGGCGAAUGGGGCGACCGCUCGCAAAUUGCUACCGUCACUCUGGCUGCUACGGACAAUUUUAUGAUGGUGCUCCUUGGUAGUUUGGUCGGCCAUGCUUGCUGCACCGGUCUGGCUGUCGUCAGCGGAAAACUGGUGGCCUCGAAAGUGAGCCCUCGUGUCUUGAUGCUCUUCGGCGGUGCCUUGUUCGUCCUCUUCGGCUUGGUUUACAUGUACAAUGGUGUUUUCCCUCAACCCGAAUAGACGCUCACUGCGGACAAAAAAUGCUUACAUAACACGAUGCUAGACUUUUAUACAUACAUAUACAUACCCUCCACACACAAAAACAUCAAUGAGAACAAACGAAAGUUCACCUAAAAAUACAAAAAAAAUAAUCCAUGCAAACAGCUCCCUCGCACUUGCUCAUUGCGCAACUGGAGUGCCCUGUUCCGGAGUACCGCCUAGUUCUUGGAGCCGCUUACGAUAUGACUGAAUCAUCUCGUUCACUUUUCCGACGGCAAUGUCGAGUUUGUCCACUUCGUCCUGUUCACGCUGUAAAGAAAACUCGUGGCCAGGUUCUGGCUCAACAGCAAGCCCGUGCCCAUCACCGAUCGCGUGCUGAGUAAGAAUAUUAUACAUAAUCUCAGUCGGCUCGUUGAAGACAACUUCCUCAUACUGCUCUGAUUUCACAUACUCGUUCAGAGGUGUCACUGUAUCACCCGUCGUCAAAUAUGCAUGGAGUUUAAGCCGAUGAAAGAAUGUUAUGGGCUUUUCAUGUGCCUCAGGCGGGAAAAACACUCGAAUCAUGAUGUCGAAUUCUCCCCAACCCGUUUCAUUCACUUCAAACGGUGGCUCCUCAAUGAUUCUCGUGGAGUUGUGAUACGUGUCGUGCAGUUUGAAGACGACCUUUCUUAUCCAAGGCGAAAUAUCCUCUCCGUCCACUCCUUCCACAAAGAUUCGCCAAUGGUGAGUAUGAUCUUUGGGUGCAUUUUGUUUCUCUUCUUCCGUCAACGGUUUUGCGUCGUUUCCAACAAUAAUUGGUCUUGAUAUCUGACACUUGCUAAUCCGAUGAAUACCCAUCUCUAAAUAUUUUGCACUAUAGUGAUGUUUUGAACCUGUUUUCGUUUCGUCGUCUCUCGUUCUUCGUAAACCCUUUUCUCUUUAAUUCAAAUAGACAGAAACUGUAUAUUAAGUUCAGAAACACUUUUUAAAGCUAAUUGCUUUUGUUAUUUUCCAGCGAUUCCUCGUUUAUUCGUUUUCUUGUUUUUUGGCUCUGGU
Molecule: messenger RNA, 2335 nt
Organism: Schizosaccharomyces japonicus yFS275
Lineage: Eukaryota; Fungi; Ascomycota; Schizosaccharomycetes; Schizosaccharomycetales; Schizosaccharomycetaceae
Exons: 1
Coding region: 485-1321 (278 amino acids)
Biological process (GO): calcium ion transport
Cellular component (GO): membrane
Molecular function (GO): metal ion transmembrane transporter activity
Source: RefSeq, a predicted model, not a curated record